AUGGCAAGUCCGCCCAACGAUCGCGAGAGCUUCCUCUCCACGCAGCUCAAGAGCGCCACCGUGGAAGAGGGCGCAGAAUGCGGCAUCUGUCAGGAUCUCCUCAAAGAACCGGUCAAGCUACCAUGCGACCACGUCUUUUGCAGAGAGUGCAUCACGCUCUGGCUCACAGACAAGAGCACCUGCCCGCUCGAUCGUGGCGUGCUCUUCGAGAGCGAGGACGAUUGGGAGACUGACGAUGAGGGAGAAGGUCCGGAAUCAGUCGAGGCCAUGAUUCAGAGCCUGAACGAAGGCGCGAGAGAGAUGGAGAGAGUAAUCCCGGCGAUUCAGCAAGCUGUCCGAAAGACGCGCCGCAAGGUGGAGAAAAAGUUUUACGGGCUUUGGGGCUCUUCCAACGAGGGUCUAGCAUCACAAAGCGAGAUCGAGCAGGCACGCGAGGAACGCAAAACCUUUCAGAAUGCUGCUGAGGUACUGCGAUCUGGAGAGCAAGAUCAAUGGAAAGGAGUCUACACAAAGUUCCUGGCCAAGGCUACCGAGGAUUCGGGUCGCGAGAUUGACAGCCUGGACGACAGCCAGCUCGCAGAUGCAAUCAUCCUCGCGGAAGCCAGACGAGCGCAACUUCUAAUGGCUAUCACAUCAUUCACAGCGCUGAUAAACAUGGCAACGACCCUGUCUAUCCUGGUAGAUGUCCCACCCGAACUUCAGGGGAUCUCAGCGCUGUAA
Messenger RNA from Cercospora beticola, 720 nucleotides. RefSeq lists its product as uncharacterized. The record is from RefSeq and is a predicted model, not a curated record. Gene Ontology annotation, biological process: ubiquitin-dependent protein catabolic process; protein K48-linked ubiquitination. Gene Ontology annotation, cellular component: ubiquitin ligase complex; cytosol. Lineage: Eukaryota; Fungi; Ascomycota; Dothideomycetes; Mycosphaerellales; Mycosphaerellaceae. Gene Ontology annotation, molecular function: ubiquitin protein ligase activity.